This is a messenger RNA of Emys orbicularis (European pond turtle), 1509 nucleotides long. It is a transcript of the gene ZNF513, whose product is annotated as zinc finger protein 513. The transcript has 4 exons. The record is from RefSeq and is a predicted model, not a curated record. Lineage: Eukaryota; Metazoa; Chordata; Testudines; Emydidae. The coding region runs from base 1 to 1509 and encodes 502 amino acids.
AUGCCCCGCCGGAAGCAGCGACACCCGCAGCCCGUGAAAGCGGACACUGAAGACACUCUCGAGGAGACGCCAGGAGGGGGUCUGGUGCUGCAGAGUGACCUGCUGCUGGGCCAGGACCUGGAGUUUGAGGACAGCAGCGACAGGAUCAUGGGCUUUGAGAAAGACUCGGAAGUGGACUCCCUGGUGGGGAAGAUCACCAUCCCGGCCUACUCGCUGAGCGACGACGACUACUCCAGCUACCGGCAGCUGAGCGUGGAGAGUGACCCCGAGGAGGGGCGGGAGCCUGGCCCCCCAGCCCUGCCUUGCCCUCAGUGUGGCCUGCAGCUGGCCGUGCGCUUGGGGCAGAGCUGCCCGCAGUGUGCGGGGGCCGAGGAGGGCCGGGGCCAGCGUGUGGUCUACUCCUGUCAGCUCUGCCCCUUCGCCUCCCACUACUCCAGCCACCUCAAGCGCCACAUGAAGACCCACAACGGCGAGAAGCCUUUCAAGUGCCCGCAUUGCGACUAUGCCUCGGCCCAGCUGGUGAACCUGACGCGGCACAAGCGCACACACACGGGCGAGAGGCCCUACCGCUGCCAGGCCUGCAGCUUCGCCUGCAGCAGCCUGGGCAACCUGCGGCGCCACGAGCGCAUCCACAGCCAGGACAAGCCCUUCCAGUGCAGCGCCUGCGACUACCGCUGCAACCAGCGCCGCAACCUCAAGCGCCACCUGCUGAGCCACCGCCCGGCGGAGGAGGGGCCCUGCAGCCGGGACAAGGCCCAAGAGCCGCUGCUGCCGGAGCUGAGCCUGCACGUGAGCGCUGCGGGCAGCCCCCUCCUGCCUGGCUGCGCCCGCCUGCGGGGCGACGAGACAGACGCCUUGCCGGAGCUGCUCUUCCCCUUCACCUGCCGCAUGUGCGGGCUGGUGCUGGACGACGGCUUGGCGCAGGACGAGAGCCUGGUCGAGCAGAUCUGCAGCCGCUGCAGCCUGGCCGUGCUGAGCGCCGAGCCGGGCGACAGCCCCCCCGAGAGCGGUGCCAAGGGCUUCUCCUGCAGCCUGUGCUCCUUCGCCACGCACUACCCCAACCACCUGGCCCGCCACAUGAAGACGCACAGCGGCGAGAAGCCCUUUGCCUGCCCCCUCUGCCCCUACGCCUCCGCCCACCUGGACAACCUCAAGCGGCACCAGCGUGUGCACACGGGCGAGCGGCCCUACAAGUGCCAGCUCUGCGACUACGCCUGUGGCAACCUGGCCAACCUCAAGCGGCACGGCCGCAUCCACUCCGGCGACAAGCCCUUCCGCUGCGGCCUGUGCAGCUACCGCUGCAACCAGAGCAUGAACCUCAAGCGCCACAUGCUACGCCACACGGGGGAGAAGCCGUUCCGCUGCCGCCACUGCCCCUACACCACCGGCCACUGGGACAACUACAAGCGCCACCAGAAGAUCCACGGCCCUGCUGCUGAGGGUUGGGCCAGCCCCCCGAGUGCCAAGCCCCGGCUGGCCCUGCCGCCCCCGGCUGCCUCCCUGCCCUAG